This is a messenger RNA of Oncorhynchus mykiss (rainbow trout), 6755 nucleotides long. The record is from RefSeq and is a predicted model, not a curated record. Lineage: Eukaryota; Metazoa; Chordata; Actinopteri; Salmoniformes; Salmonidae.
CUUUUCCCCUUCAGAACGCACUGACUCACAGGGCACAGAAAGACUGCCCUGACCAUCAAGAUUAGCUGAUUAUUGAUACGUUUAGAAGGCGACAAUAAUAACACAUUGACAAUGUUUUCGUGGAGAGAGAACAGCCGUGAUGGCUUCGGUUUAGUAAAGUCGAAUGGUUUGGUAAAGGCGAACACGGAUAAUUGCCUAAAUGUCAUCCUCACGAAAUCUUCAAUUGCGCGUCUGUCCGCGGGUAAUAAAGUGGUCGCGUUUAUCAGAAGUAAUGGGAAAGUGUCAUUCGCUUGCAGGAUGCACGAGUAUAAAGAUGGGAAAAGGGUCACAUGGAAACUGAAGGGUGUGGAGUGCAGGGAGAAGAUUCUGGCUCUGAGUUGCGGAGAUGCCCAUGUUGUUUUACUGUCUAAGGAGGGCAGAGUUUUUUGUCUUACCUCCGCCUCCAAUGAUCCCAGACCAGUGGGUAACUUGAAUCAGGUAAUUCAAGUUGCAUGUGGAGACCAGCAUUCAAUUGCACUAACCCAAGAUGGUAAAGUGUUCACGUGGGGCCAGAACUCCAGCGGACAGCUGGGUUUGGGGGAGGGAGAGCCCAGCACCUUGUCUCCCCAGCCUGUCAAGUCUCUGUCAGGGAUCCCCCUGGCUCAGAUCACCGCUGGGGGAGACCACAGCUUCGCCCUGUCCCUCUCUGGAGCUGUGUUCGGCUGGGGCAAGAACAGCGCCGGGCAGCUGGGACUGAGGGACACAAUAGACAGAGCUGCUCCAGCUCCUGUUGAUUGCCUGAAUCUAAAGAAGACCGUUGCUGUUUCCUGUGGAGGGGAGCAUACUGCUGUUCUGACAAAGGGAGGUUUCGUGUUCACAUUUGGCUCGGGUCGAUAUGGACAGCUUGGACACAACUCUCUCAGAAAUGAACUACGACCUCGACUGGUGGCCGAACUCUGGGGGGCAAAGGUGACCCAGAUAGCCUGUGGAAGAAACCACACAUUGGCGUUUGUGGGCUCCUUCAAAAAGAUCUACUCAUUUGGGCGUGGAGAGCAAGGGCAGCUGGGAAAUGGAGUCAAGAUGGACCAGUCUGUGCCUCUGCCAGUACAGCUACCACAGGACCACAUUGAUGACCAGCAAAUUGAACAAACCUUUGCUGGAGGAAACCAUUCUUUUGCCUUGUGCAGUUCCGCUAAGGAAUCAGGAAAAGGGAUGAAUGACUCCCGUGUUGAAAAAAUGAUUCAAACAUUAGACAAUGACGUCAUUGACAGAUGGAUCUUGCAAUGCGACUCAAAAUCAUGGAAGAAAAUACAGAAGGAAAUCACAAAAACGUUCUCUUCUGCAUCAUGUUUAAAUGGGAGCUUCCUGGACAAACGUCAUGAUAAACACUACCAAACCUCACUGAAGCACUCUGGCCUGGACUUGUCACUCGCCCGAAUGGCUUUUCAAAGGCUUGCAGAAAAGGACAAAGUUCUGGCUGAGGUUGAAGAUGUUGUCCAGCGCAUACUCCUUCCCUCCCUGAGUAAGGAUCCCAUUGGGGUGGAGGGUCUGAGGGUGUACCUCAUCAUCCCUGAGCUCCUGAGGGUUCUCCGAAAACAACAACGUGGCAUAGACAUUACUGAGGCCUUCGCUGCUGCCAUCCUCAGACUGAACCCAGACAAGCUCCAGGUCCUUGAGGGCCUAUGGUCGACACUGUCAGAUUCCUUCUUCCGAACCGUGGUGAAAGCAUUCCACUCCGCGUCAGCAGAGUACCUUCAGCAGAUGGCAGUCAAACGAUGUGAUCAUGGAAAAUCAUUAAAGAAGACUUUUGGGGUUCUGCAAAGGCUUUAUGAUGCGAACAGCAAGAGACGCAGAAGAAUUACAGUUGACACUUUCCAUAUCAACAAAAUUUGUUCUCUCUUUCAGUCUAAGCUGGUACAAGACUUAAACUCAGAACUGAGAGAGCUGGUCUGGGAUAUCUCAGGAGAGGAUGACACAUAUUGGAUUGAAAGUGACAUGAUAUUGAGCAAAAUAGAAUGUUAUAAGGAUAACAUAUUACGCCUCCUGAAGGACCACCCCUGUACCCUGGACACUGAAGCCAAAUGUACAGUGUGGAUGUAUGCAUUUGAUCAGAUCAAAGAUUGUCAUGAGGACAUCGAAUACGGUUGGUUUUGUGACGACACCCUAAAGGUGGAUCGGGAAACACUUCUGGAUGAUACCUUUCAGCAUCUGCGAAAAACGACUUGCCACAUGGUGGCUUUUAAGGUGAAGUUUCAAGCUGAGAAUGGUGUGGAUGAAGGUGGUGUUUCACUGGAAUUCUUCAGCCUCCUGGGGAGGGAACUUCUCACAAUGGAACCAAAGACACUGGAGGUUUACGAGUCUGGACUAGCAUGGCUCACAACAGAUGACGGCGGUAUUACUGAUGAAUUCUACUUACUUGGGCUGCUCUGUGGGAAGGCACUGUAUAAUCAGUGUGUUCUGAACCUCUGCUUCCCUCUGGCUCUCUUCAAGAAGCUUCUGGGUCUGACUACAACAUUGGAUGACCUUAAAGAGCUGUCUCCAACUGAAGCACGUGGCUUACAGUAUGUGUUGGAUGAAGAUGAGGAGGUUGUUGAAGCGCUGGAUUUGGUUUUCAUGGACAAAGGGCAAGAACUGAUACCAAAUGGAGAGGAGCUCCCAGUUACCAUGGUCAACAGGAAGAAAUAUGUUGACUUGUAUGUUGACAUGAAGCUCAACAAGUCAGUGCAGAUUCAGUUUGCAGACUUUGAGAGCGGCUUCUACAAAGGCUGCCCUACACAGACAUGGAGGAUGUUUCUACCUGAGGAGCUGAUGACACUUCUACAAGGAGAUGACAACUACGAGUGGGACAAGUUGAGAGAGAAUGCCAACUAUCAAGGAUAUAGGCCCACAGAUGACAUCAUCCAGAACUUCUGGAGUGUUUUCACAGAGUUCUCAGAGGAGGAAAAGAAGAAGUUCCUAACUUUUCUGACUGGAACCGACAGACUGCCCAGAGGACGAAGUCUCUCCAAACUGCAGAUGCAAAUCACGUCUUUGGGCAGCACUGACGCUGAUGAAUAUUAUCCGAAAGCACAAACCUGCUCUGUGACAUUAUGCCUCCCUAACUACAGCAGUAUCGACACACUACAGGAGAAGCUUCUCCAUGCUAUAACCCACUGUGAUGUGUUUGGAGAUGCUGUUAGGCAUCACCUUCACCUUCACAUCAUCAUGUUUUGCUGGGGAGACGGUUCGAGUGGACAGUUUGGUCUAAACUUUGAGAAUGUGUCUGUUCCUAUAGCAGGGAAUAUAUUCUCUGAUAAAGUCACAGAAAUUGCUUGCGGGGAGCAACACACUUUAUUUCUCACGGUAGAUGGCAGGAUCCUAUCAUGCGGGCGCAACUCAAAGGGACAACUUGGCAGACAGAGGAACAUAAAUUCAAAACUACCAGCCCCAGUGGAGGGUCUGGGGGCAGUGGUCUCUGUGUCUUGUGGUCAGGACCACUCUGUUGCUGUGUGCGCAUCAGGACAGGUCUACUCCUGGGGGGCAGGGGGUGAGGGACAGUUGGGCAUCGCACCUACUACUGUCUCCAAAGUCCUCAGGCCAAGACCAGUUCCAAUACCUUCGCCCUUGCCGAUAACAGUGAUACAGGUUGCUUGUGGAAAUUCCCAUUCUUUGGCCCUGACUACAGGAGGACAGGUGUUCUCAUGGGGUCUGAACAGCCAUGGACAGCUGGGCCUGGGGAAGGGAGUCCCUCUGCAGCCCAUACCUGCCCUGGUGCGCCCCCUCACAGGGGUCCCAGUGACCCAGGUAGCAGCUGGAGGAACCCACACUCUGGCCCUCACCCUCCCAGGCCUGGUCUACUGCUGUGGGGCGAACAGGGCUGGGCAGCUGGGACUCAACCGUGUGGAUGAGAAAGGCCGGUUCAACAUCUGUUCUGUGCCUGCUCUCAGAGUCUUGGGGGUUUCCUUCAUCAGCUGUGGAGAGGCACAUUCUGCUGUUCUCACCAAGGGUGGACAGGUGUUCACCUUUGGAGAGGGAAGCCGAGGCCAGCUUGGGCACAACGCAUCAGCUAACGAACUCCUACCCAAACUGGUAGAGGGUAUGGAUGGACUGGCCUCACAGAUAGCAUGUGGCAGCCAUCACACCCUGGUGCUGGGGUCCUCAGGUCAACUCUGGGCCUUUGGCAGUGGGGUCAAAGGUCAGCUAGGGACUGGCAACACAGGGGGCAGCUUGCAACCCACCUCAGUGCUGCUGAAAAGGGAUUCUGGUGGGGCAGCAACAGUCAUACACAACGCAGACAUGAAGAUAUCAGUGGGAUGGAAUUCAAACUUCAUUUACACCACUGAGAGUUCUGAAAGAGAACAGCCAAUCGGGAGGUUAGAUAAAGCCAAGUUGCAAAAAUGGCUGUCGAUGGAGCAAGGAAAUGCAGAGGCGCAAAGAGAAAUAUCCUUGAUGUUCUCAACAAGUUCAAGUCUUGUGGCCAGUUUCACCAAAGCCAGUGAGAUUCCACAAGCAGCCGGAGCUUUGACAGUGGACCUAGAAGCUGCUAGCCAGGUUUUCGACCAGCUACUGAACAUACCUUGGAUUAGGAAAUCAAUAAAUAUUGAGCCACUGGUGGACAAUAUUUGCAGUUCAGCAGCUGUCAUCAAAUCACCAGAGAUCUUUAUGCUACUACCCACAAUCUCUCUUCUCCAUGAGGACCUCAGCGUCAUGAAGAUGGUCUUGGCUUUAUCUAUAGUUAUCGUUGAACAUCUGAAUGACACGGCCAUAAAAACAUUAAAAGAGUGGUGGUCCUCAAUGGAGACAAACAUCAUGACUAAGCACAUUCUGAUGUGGAAGAAUGCCCUGUCAUUCAUGCUGAGGAACGGUCUUCUGGCUACCCACAACCCCGGAGUCAAAUUCCUGCUGGAAGCCCUCAAGUACCUCCACAGAGCAAACAAAAGGGCCAGAAGAACCCAGGAUGUUCCCGCCAGUACCUUUUAUGUGGAAGAGAUCAACAAUAGUGUUCUUCUAUUGGGGGAUGUGAAUCUUUGGCGUUUUUGGUCAACAAGGGAGGACACAGAGGUGACACCAGUCAUCUUUUGCCGUUACCCAUUUGUGUUGAGUCUGAUCUGCAAGAUGGCGAUUUUCAACAACAAUGCACUUUUUACUAAGGAGAUUCACAAACUAGCCCACCGGCUAACAGUGAUGUGUCCUUCUGGAACGUUCCCAGACAACCCAGAAUCUCCCCUUGCCCCAGUCUUCCAGUUGACCUUAAGGCGCCCGUCACUCAUCGAAGACACCUUCAGACAACUGGGUGCUGCAGAUCAUGACUACUUCCAGAGAGAACUUGUGGUGCAGUUUGUGGAGGACAUGAAGCUGUCGCUCGUCAACAAAAGGGACUUUUUCCUCCAUGUGUUUGAAGAGCUGUUGGCACCAGAGUCUGAGAUGUUCAUGUACAAUGACACCAAGACACUGGUCUGGUUCCCUGCCAAGCCCAGAGUGGAGGAGAAGAGCUACUUCCUGUUUGGUGUCUUGUGUGGCAUGGCCCUGUACAACCACAACAUUGUACACCUGCCCUUCCCUCUGGCCCUGUUCAAGAAGAUGGUGGGGGUCAAGCCCUCACUGGAGGACAUGAGAGAGUUUGACCCUGUUGUGGGAGGGAGUUUGCGGUACCUCUUGGAGGACUACACUGAUGAUGAUGUUGAAGAAAACCUGGACAUGACCUUCACCGUGAUCUGGGAUGACCAGAAGGUGGAGCUGGAUCCCAAAGAAACAGGAAAACCAGUCACAAGUUUUAACAAGAAGCAGUUUGUUGAUGCCUAUGUGAACCUUGCCUUCAACCAAUCAGCGGAGAAGGUGUUUGAAGAGUUCAGGAGAGGCUUCUUCAAGGUGUGUGACAGGAACGUGGUGGAGUUGUUCCAGCCUGAGGAGCUCAGGGGAGUCAUGGUGGGGAAAGAGGACUACGACUGGGACACGCUCAAACAGAACACUGUGUACGAUGGAGAGUAUCAUGCCAGACAUCCCAACAUCAUCACAUUCUGGGAGGCUUUUGAGGAACUGACAGACGACCAAAAGAAAUCUUUCCUCCUGUUCCUGACAGGCUGUGAUCGCGCUCCCAUCCUGGGCAUGGACAAGAUUCAGAUGAAGGUGGCAGUCCUGCAGAACUCUACUGAACUACAUUUCCCAGAAUCCCUUACCUGCCACUUCCUACUGCUGCUGCCCAUCUACCCCUCCAAGGAGAUGCUGCUGGCCAGGCUCAAAGAGGCAGUGGCCCACAACAGAGGCUUCUGGAAGGAGUAAUGGACACUAUAUAAAGGCUACUGCUGUGUUCAUAAUUUCAUUCAAUGUGUUUCUUACAUGUCAAUAUAUCACUUCAGUUUAGCAUAGGAUUUUGGUUAUAGCCUCCUUCUAGGUUCAGAUUUGCCAGUUUUUUUCAAACUUUUACAUUUAGCCUUUUCCCUUGGCUUUUUCUAUUGAAAAUGUGAAAAUUGCAAAUCUAGGAUAUGUAGGCCUACCCUAUUAUAGAAAAAACAUUCCUUGACUUAACGUCUACUAAUUCUGGGUGAGAUUUUUAAAAAGAACAUUCUUAUUGAGUAAUAUACAUUCAGUAAUAUACAUUCAGUAAUAUACAUUCAAGAGCCUAUUUAUUUAUGCAUGUUUUCUUUAUUGAUAUAGUGUGGCAUUUGAUGUAAUCCUACAUGUGAACAUCCUUUUUUUCUGGACACGUCUGCAUCAUCUUUUGACAUAUAUGUCUGUAUCUUGUGUUUUAUUGACGCAAUAAUUCUGUCUGUAUCUAAUAAAUAGAGAUGAUUAGUUCA